AUGAUUCCUAUGAAUAUUUUUCCUUUCCUUCUUCUUCUAUUGGGAACUCAGCAACGAUUAAUAGCAGGCGAAACCAUCAAUUGCGCAGAUGGCGAUAUGUCUGUUAAAUCGAUGAAGCCAUCAUUCGGAGGCAUCUCAGCAUUCUAUUCAAUCGCCAAAGGCAUUUCGGACGGGCUUCAGAGUACGCCCAACGAAAAAACCUAUAAGGAUUUGAAUAAUUUUAUUUUCGAUGAGGACGAUUCAGUGACAUAUAGUGUAGUCGCUCGAGACCUGAUCCUCAAUCAGAUUGGGGCCAUUGUCUUCUGGAGUUUUGGAUUUGUGAUCAUCCUCGCCGCACUGGUAUUGCUUGUUGCCACCGCCAUCUGGCAAUGCUGCUUCACGUGUGUCCCAAUGUCCCAGGCGAAACGCUCCCCAACGACAGGAGUAAUAUACAUUGGCCUUCUUGUGACGUGCUUCGCCUUUCUACUCACUGGCACAAUUCUAUUCAAUAUUUCGAUUGCGAAUCUGACAUCGUCGAUUGAUCGCGGACAAGAAUUCACGAAACAAAUCAGCAAUGAUUUGGGACGAGUCUUGAAUACUGGAGCCCAACAGAUGACGUGCGCCGUUCAGACAACAACCAAUAACACAUUUUCGGAGUUGAGUGCGCAAAUUGGGAAUUACGCUCAAGUUGUCAUUCAAAAUACAAAUAAUCAAAUUGGUUUGACGGACUUGAUGAAUUUUAAUACGAGUGGGUUUGAUGAGCAGAUCGCCGAAACACGACGUCUUCAAAAUAGUCUGAAUAUCAAUUGCGCGGAAAAAUCGACCAUUUCGAAACAAUUUGAAAUUGUGACUGAAAAUCUGAACAUUUUUCAAAGAUCGUCUAAUAAUCUUGACGAUCCAAUCAGCGUUAUUCGAAGUGAGCUGAACACGAUUCAAAAUCAGAUUCAAGCCCAAGCUGAUCAGGCAAAUCAAGCGAUUGAAUCAUCACAGCUGCAAAUUUCGGAUUCAACAAUUUCUAUAAAUAAUAUGAUUCAUGAUCUUCAAGAUGAUAUAAGCAACAUAGUUAGCGCAUUGAAUACGGCACAAAGCGACACGGUUUCGUCAAACGCCUAUUUUAUUGUAAAGUUGUGCCUUCGACUUGUCGUCACCGUGCCGACAUGCGUCGCAAUGCUAUUCGCAAUCAUUGCCAUUCUUGGAGUGUGCGAUGGAAUGAAGCGCUCACGCUUCGUCGGCUGCACGUCGAAAACGAUUCUCGUCGGAUUCUACACAAUCCUCGUCUUCUGCAUUAUAAUUCUGUUUGUCGAAAGCGCCGCGUUCGUCGCCGGAUGGGCGACGUCGGCCGUCUGCGUUCCGAUUUUCGAAGAUCCAAACUAUAAGCUAUUCCAUAGUCUGCAAUCGAUCAACAUUCAAACGCAAGAGCAGGGCCCGAGCGAUCAGUUUAACAUCGGAGCGACGAUGACAAGUUGCACCGACCCAAACGAGACGUUUUAUAACGCUAUAAACGCGUCUCAAAUUAUUUCGCAAGAUGCUAUUGACAAUCAAAUGGACCUUGAGCAAUAUAGGACGCAAUCGAAUGAAAAUAUACAGAAUUAUCCAUUCACACAAGUUGAAGUUGCCAAUUCGAGUCAACUGAACACGUCUCUAGAAGAAUUGAAAAAUUCGCUGAAAAUUCUUCAAGGAAUCACCAAUUGCGCGAACAAUAAUGAUUACAGCAAUUAUCUCGCAAGCCUUCAAUCAACGAUCAAUAGCGCUUCAGAAUUCACUGAUGACGUGAACAAAUUCAAUAACCCACAAACGGGCUACCCGAAUAUUCAAGCAAUUUUAGUGCAGCAGAAUAAUUAUCAAUUUGAUCAGGGCCAAUCCGUAAUCAAUGGUUCGGUUCAACAAUUGACCAGCGAACUGCAAACGAGCAUUUUUCUUUGUCGGCCGCUUAUUGAUAUAUUCACGAAUGGCGGAGACGUUGUUUGCCAACAAUUCGGAUCGCCAAUUCAAGGAAUGUGGUCGUCUGUUGGCCUCAUUGGAGUCGUCGAAUUCGUUCUCGCCAUCGUCUUUUUAUGCGUCUAUCGUUGGCUGAGCCGCAAUUCGCCGAAAUCGUCGUCGGUUUCAAGCUGGAAUGACGGACCAACGCGAAGGGAUAGCGACGUGUUCGCGAAGCCUCCAAUCCGACUGCCGUCGUUCCCGCAGGCCCAAAUCGAGCCAAUUGAGAUCGAUAGGAAUAAUGCCGAUUAUAGGGAUUCUGAAAGGCAUGCAGAAGAGGAGAGUUGGGGAAAUGUUGGACGGGAUGUUCAGGGACUAAAACGAAAUUAUUAG
Caenorhabditis bovis is the source of this 2289-nucleotide messenger RNA. Lineage: Eukaryota; Metazoa; Nematoda; Chromadorea; Rhabditida; Rhabditidae. The record is from the annotation of a GenBank genome assembly.